Molecule: messenger RNA, 1707 nt
Organism: Electrophorus electricus (electric eel)
Lineage: Eukaryota; Metazoa; Chordata; Actinopteri; Gymnotiformes; Gymnotidae
Gene: gap43
Product: growth associated protein 43
Biological process (GO): regulation of growth
Molecular function (GO): protein binding
Source: RefSeq, a predicted model, not a curated record
GUAGCCAUUGUUAGGCAGCUUGUCUCAGAGCGAGCUACAAGCCGACGAGUGGACUGUGUGUGGGCCAACUGUAAUGAGUAAAAGCAUCAGACAUCUCAGCUGUUGAUACAGCCGGAGUGCGUGUACGAGAGAGUGAGAGAGCGAGUGAGGGAGAGCGAGAGAGAGAGAGCGAGAGAGGGAGAGAGGGAGUGUGAGAGAAGUGAAAAAAAGGAAGGAAAAGAAGACGAAAAAGAAAGGAUACUACAAGUAUGCUGUGCUGUAUAAGAAGAACAAAGCCGGUGGAGAAGAACGAAGAGGCUGAUCAGGAGAUCAAACAAGAUGGCACCAAACCAGAAGACAAAGCCCACAAGGCUGCCACCAAGAUCCAGGCCAGCUUCCGUGGGCAUAUCAUCCGUAAAAAGAUGAAGGAUGAUGAUAAGGAGGAGGACAGUCCUGCCACACAGGAGGUGUCAGCUGAGGAGGCAGCUGAGGCAUCAGCUGACGAGCCCAAGACUGAGGAGGGUGGUGAAAAGAAGGAUGCCACCUCCCCAACAGCAGAGAAACCUGGUGAAGGCAGUGCCACCAAGCCUGGGGAGGGGAAGGCCAAGAGCCCUGUGGCCGAACCACCUGCUAAUUCUCCAGCAGUCGAUGAGAGCAAGGCUGAAGCUCCUCCCACUUCACCCUCAGAACCGCCCACCAAACAGGAAGUGAAUGAGGAAGUGAAGGAGGCAGAGAAGCCUAAAGAGGCAGAGGGUGCCAGUGAGGCUGAGAAGCCCUUGGAGAACAUGAACGCAGACCAGAAAGAGAAGGAGGUGAAGGCGGAAGCCAAACAAGCCGAUGUGCCUGCUGCUAGCGAGACCGCUGAUCGUGAGGAUGCAGACCAAACACAAGACAAAAAAGAUGCUGCAGAGAUUUGUGAGCCAGCAGACGGGGUUGGUUCAGAAGCAGGCAAGGAAGAGAAUGAGGAUGAGAAUGCUUAAGAAGAUGCAAAAUUGUAAAACGAUAACAACUAAUUAAAAGGUUUCUCUUUGCCCUCUGAUUGUAAAGACAGUCAGUUUUAAUUUGUUUGUCCAAUAUUUUUUUUGUGUGUGGCAAUGACUUUCUUACAUCCUGGGGGGAGUUUCCAUAUGCAACUUGCGGCUCAAGCUAGCAGUGAAGUGAUCUGGUGCUGACUGCUUCAGUGUGCAAGAAACAGACAAGAAAUCAACCCAGUACUUUCAUGAACUCCACCAAAGGACAGAUCAUACAUUUUCUUACUCUAUCUGACUUGUUGAACUUGGUUUGCAUUUAUAGUUAUUCACUUGCAGAACCCUUUUCCAUUCACCAUAGUAGUAGUGCACUGCUGUUUAACAGGGAGAAGUAUUAUUCCCUUUCAGUGUUCUAUGUUGAUGCAUUGUUUUGGCCAGCAUUUCAUAGAUAGCUUGAACCCAUUUGACUCAUUUGCAUGGGAAUUCCUCCGGAGAGGAAAACCUUCUCGCAGUCACAAUAGCCAAAAUGUGUGGCUUCUUUUCGAUGUCCUUGGUGUUGUUAUGACAGUUUGAUAUCAAUUGGAUAUAUUCCUGCGCUGAUGUUCAAAAUGAAAAGAAAAUCAAACAAAUUUUUAAAAAAACAGCAAUUUCCUAUGUUUACGUGAGUGCAAUGUCAAGUAUGAAUCUAAAAGGAGUUAACUUGUGAAAAAAAACUUUCAGUGUCUGUUUUCAAAAUAAAGAAAUGUGCCAAUUAUCAUUA